Molecule: messenger RNA, 9280 nt
Organism: Austrofundulus limnaeus
Lineage: Eukaryota; Metazoa; Chordata; Actinopteri; Cyprinodontiformes; Rivulidae
Gene: lingo3b
Product: leucine rich repeat and Ig domain containing 3b
Exons: 4
Coding region: 538-2406 (622 amino acids)
Cellular component (GO): plasma membrane
Molecular function (GO): protein binding
Source: RefSeq, a predicted model, not a curated record
AGCUCCAGCAACAGCACGCUCCAUUCAGCCGCUCGUCUCCCAGAAUCCCACAUCCAUGCCAGGGGUGGGUGGGGGGGAUGGCUGGAACCCUGACCUACUGAGGAGCACUGACUGAAGGGGAGGAAAACCUCAUGCGACCCCCCUUUUUAUUUUUAUUUAUUUGUUUAUUUAUUCCUUUAUUGUAAAAAAAAGCCUGCUGUCUUUUGUGGUGACCACGACAAGAACCAACGACGAGUAGAAGGAGGUGCGCUCUGCACGCACAAGGCUGAGAGCGGCAGGAAGGAGAAAGAGGARAGGGAGAAGUGAGAGAUUCGUUUCCCACUGCAAAGACCGACAUCUGAGAGCUGAGGGUCUGAAACCUGGUGGGCUCGCACGUGUGGAGCCGUGACAGCCACUUGUGGGACAAGAGGAGGGGGGAGAGGUUUGCAUCUGCACACAGCUGGCCAGAUGAGGAGGCAUCAAGGAGCGCGGUUCAGUCUCGGGUUUCUGGUGCACUGACCCUGCCUGCAGCAGGCGGGGAGUCAGAGGACCAGGGCCAUGAUGGACUUUUCUGGCCCUGGUGGGCGUGCCUUAGUGCCAUGGCCAAGGUUGUGGCAAUGGGUCCUGGCUACCUCACUGGUUUCUGUGAUAACCUUGACUCUGCCGGAGAGCAGCCAGGCAUGCCCGCCUCGCUGCGAGUGCUCCGCUCAGCUGAGGUCGGUGUCAUGCCAGCGACGGCGGCUCACCAACAUCCCAGAAGGCAUUCCCACCGAGACACGGCUCCUGGACCUUAGCAAGAAUCGGCUCCGCUGGGUGCAGGCGGGUAAUCUGACGCCAUACCCGAGGCUGGAGGAAGUAGACCUCAGUGAGAACCUCAUUGCCACAUUAGAGCCCAAUGCCUUUGCUUCCCUCCAGAAUCUUAAAGUGCUCAAGUUAAGGGGGAACCAGCUUAAAUUGGUCCCCAUGGGAGCCUUUGCCAAGCUGGGCAAUCUGACCAACCUAGAUCUAAGUGAGAACAAGAUGGUGAUUUUAUUAGACUACACCUUCCAGGAUCUGAAGAGUUUGAAACACUUGGAGGUGGGAGAUAAUGAUCUGGUUUAUAUAUCCCACAAGGCUUUCUCAGGGCUGCUGGGUUUGGAAGAUCUUACAAUAGAAAGAUGCAACCUCACAUCCAUCUCUGGCCAGACACUGUCCUACCUUCGCAGCCUGGUCACUCUUCGCCUUCGCCACCUCAGCAUCACUGCCCUGGAGGACCAAAACUUCCGCAAGCUGUUCAACUUGAGAGGUCUGGAUAUCGAUCACUGGCCAUACCUUGAGUACAUCUCUCCUCUUAGCUUUCAGGGCCUCGACCUCCACUGGCUCUCCAUCACCAACACCAACAUCACCUCUGUCCCCUCUGCCUCCUUCAAGAACCUGGUUCACCUUACCCACCUCAACCUGUCCUACAAUCCCAUCACCACACUAGAGCCUUGGGCCUUCAAGGACCUGCUGAGGUUGAAGGAGCUCAUCAUGGUCAGCACCGGGCUGAUGACAGUGGAGCCUCAUGCCCUUGGAGGUCUCAGACAGAUCCGGGUGCUCAACUUCUCCUCAAAUGACCUGCAGACUCUGGAGGAGGGUUCCUUUCACUCUGUCAACAGUAUGGAGACCCUCAGAGUGGAUGGGAAUCCCCUGUUGUGUGACUGCCGUCUGUUGUGGAUCCUGCAACGACGCAAGACCCUCAACUUUGACGGCAGAGUUCCGGUGUGUGCGGGGCCGAUGGAGGUGCAAGGCGUCAGCCUCAGCGCCUUCACCGAUUCCGCACUCUUUGAUCACUUUACAUGCCAGAAACCGAAGAUCCGCAAUCGUAAAAUGCAGCAGGUUGUUGCAYGGGAAGGCCAACCGGUGAGUUUUCUGUGUCGGGCAGAUGGAGAUCCUCAACCUGCUAUAGUCUGGAUUUCACCACAGCGCAAACUAAUCACAACCAAAAGUUCAGGACGUAUCACGGUUCUCCCCAGUGGCACCCUGGACAUCCGCUACGCCCAGCUCACCGACAGCGGAACAUACAUCUGCAUCGCCAGUAACGCCGGAGGGAAUGACACCUACUUUGCCACCCUCACAGUGCGCGGCCAGCCGCUCGACGCCGCUUCUGCCUUCUUCCUCAACCGCUCACUGUACAGCGGAGAGUUCUUCAACGACACAAAUCUGAACAGCACACGCGUUUUCCUCAAGUUCACCUUGGACCUGACCACCAUCUUGGUCUCCACGGCGAUGGGCUGCAUCACGUUUCUGGGGGUCGUCCUGUUUUGUUUCCUGCUGCUGUUCGUGUGGAGCCGGGGCCGUGGCCAGCGCAGGAACAACUUCACGGUGGAGUACUCUUUCCGGAAAUCUGAACCCGCCACUGGGACCACGUCGGGAGGGACGAGAAAGUUCAACAUGAAAAUGAUAUGAAACAACGCAGCCAGGGGUCCCUUGGGGGAGGCAUGAGCACGUUCCAAAAGAACGUGCUUGACAUACGCAAACACACACAGCCGCUAACUCACAAAGAAGUUUGAAAGCGAGGUAUCAGCUUUUGUCAAUGGCUCCACUCAAAAUUGAGCACUUACACCAAAACUGGAGUCAUAAUUAAAUUUAGUUUAAAACCAUAAUAAAAAAAUGAACCUGACAGUUUGUAGAGGUCCUCUUCUGCUUGUGGUUAUGAAGGACAAUGUGAGGAAUAAUAGUGCUUAAAGAGCUGCUUUUAGUUUCCAAAUUAAAAGAAGGAUUAAAAAUUAUAGGAGUUAAGCUGUAAAGUAACAUUCUUAAACAGUUAGGCUGUGGAAUAUUGAAAUUUCUUUUUAUUUAAUGAUUUUUUACAUUAAAAGCUCUAUUUUAGUGAUCUCAUCAGUCAAAAAGUUUAUAAAUAUGCCUUGUUUUAUAGCAUGCAGAGUUUUGGUUGAAAAGUGUAACAAAUAUACAGUUUAUGGCAUUAAAUAAAAUAAUUUGGGCUUUUUUAUAUAUUUUGACCAGAGCUAAUCAGUGAGGAUCAAUAACUGUCUUCAUUUUGAUGACUAAAGGUUUGAUGAACAAACAGAUAUGUGAUCCAGGAAGAAACAGCCCAAUAAAACCUCAUUUGGCCUUUACUUCUUUGUGAGAUUACACCACAAACACUAGCUGUGUGAGUUUGGGACGAGCGCAUCGGCCCAGACCUUUCCGUGGUUGCCUGCGGUCCAGAUGGUUUGAUUAAAAAGUUAGGACCACCAGACACAGGCCGCCACAGAAACCAUAGCAGCCAACUCGAAAGAGAGUAACAGGAUGUGGGUUGGCAGGAUCAGGAGGGUUGCUGAGUUGGGGCAAGAGAAGAGGACAUAAGUCACAUUGACCUGUCCUUCAUCUCCACAACUGCACCAGCCUCGUUGGUGCUCCUUUUUCCCAACAGGAAGGAGCUGCACCUGCCGGCCUACGCCUCCCCUCAUCCCUGUUCUCUGCUGCCUUGUUGGUCACCUGACUGUACCGGUGCUGCCCGGGGGGAGCAGCCUGGAAAGUUGGGUCAAAAUAAGGAGACAGAGAGAGGACACUCAGUCCCACAAGGAGGUGUGACAGCCUAGUUCUGGAUGAGACACUGCAGCACAUGUAUAGCACUUUUUCUCAGGACGAGUGAAACAACAACCCUGCAGAACGAAAGUCGGUACACAUACUUACUCUACACAUAACAUUCCACUGAUUCCAGCAAUACAGUUUGUAUAGCCAUAGAGUCAACAUUCAGUCUCCCGGAGAGAACUAAUGUGAAUUUGUAGGUGGAAAAAACAAAGCCAUAGUUUGUGUAAGUUGAAUUUUUAUACAGUAGAGUGUGCAUGACUAAGUUAUUUAACUCUCACCACUGCCAUCUUACAAGUUGCCUCGAUGAUCACGAGACCAUCUGCUGUCACACACACACACAGCUACGCUGAGGUUAUUGGAACAAGAAUUACACACACACACACACACACACACACACAAGCACCAGAAGUUUCACAUUGUGAUGCUGACUGCUCUCUUUGUCUCCACGUCGGCCCGCUGCGCGAAUGUCUCUGCCCCCCCUAGCCCAGUGCAUUCCCCCCCUUCACCCCCGCUCCCCCAUACACCCCCACUGGGUCCUCCUUUGGGAGGGGUCCCUGGCUGGAGACCGAGGAUUCAAAUGUAAAUGAAGUUGUGUUAACCCUACCCACACCAUGUGCAUUGUAGUACUGUGGUUUUAAAUGGGGAAAAAAUAAUACAACAAAAAAAACUUCCAUUGAUGUGUUGCAUUGCCUCUUUGUUGGGCCCUUGUUUUAAUUUCUUCAGUUAUUGUUGACUGUGACCUCUUGGCUGUUUACUGUUUUAAAGUUCCUCGUCCUCCAUACUGGACCGUUCUGUUCUCAACACCUCAUAGAAUACACGAAGAGGAGCCGGUACACGUCUCUGCGUUUUAGCUAAAGCCAGGCCAGUUUGCAUUGUUCAGGAAUAAAAAUUAGUGACUCUUCUACAUUUCAAGGAUGCCGUGCAAUAAAACAGUUGAGAACCUCAAAAAACAGGAUCUACUUUUUAGAACAAAUUCAUAGUUUCGGGAUAAUUUGCUGCAGGAAAAAAAGGGGGGGGCAGGGAGGAUUUUAAAUGAAUCAUGCAAAUUCCGUUUUUGUCUCUUGUCAGAGAUGAUGAAACCACAGCUUUUUUUGCCUUUUUUUUUGUCAAGAUGAAUAAAUGAACAGCUGUUUAAAGAUUCAUAAGACUAAAUGAGAACAGAUGAUAAAACUGGCCUGGUUUUUAAGCUGUUAACAUAUCUGUGACCAUUUUGGGUUUCACUGUGUUGAGAACAGGAUGUAGUCUUUAUGGAUGUCUUUUCUUUCCAAAACAAUCCUACUGUGUUUCCAUAUUUYUCUGUGGAAAUUAGGUUUAGAAGACAGUGAGAAUGUCUGUGGUGACUUUUGAUGGUGUUCCUGUGUAAACAUCAUUCGCAAAUGUAGACGAGAGUGUUUCAUUAAUUUCGUUUUUUUCUCCCACUUCCCCUUUUCCUGCCUUUCUUUUUUUCUUUUUCCGUCUUCUUAGCGUUUCCAAUCGUUGUCAUCUCUGUUUACAGUAUUAGGCUGGAGUAUGGUUGUGUGGUAGUAGACACAUGUUGUGUGUGGUCGGUGAAUCGGUGUUGUAGAGUUUUGAUUCGUCGCUACUCGUGAUGCCACCAAACACUGAGCGGUGAUUGGAUCAGCGGAGACAAACGAUGAAAGGGGCGACCCAGGUUCCCUGACUCGAAAAAAAACACAAAAACUUGAUUCCUCAUUGCACAUCCUUACUCAUUCCUUAAACAAGAAGAAGAAAGAAAAAAAAGCACUUCUUGAACUUUUAUCGGUCUGCACACAGCAUCACUCUGGGCUCAUUCUCUGGAUGUGAAAACCCCCAUGGCCUGUGCCGUAUGUACUUUUUCAUGGUGAUAGCCUGUCACAAUUACAAAUGUUUGAAAAGAAGCUGGAUUUUUGUCAAAACUUGCACUCAUUUUCUGCCUAUACUGAGUUAUGCUGUCCAUCUAGUUGAAAAAGUGACAUUUCUAAAUUGGUCAAGGUUGGAAAGAAGCGAUAUCUGUUUAAGCCUUGGUGGUCCUUGAAAACUGAGGAAGCUUUUUUGUAAGCUCCAUCUAAUAAUAAAAAACCCAGUGUGGACGGUUUUAUCUUACAUGUCCUUGUAAAUCUGAUCGCACAUUUGGGUGGUACGAUAAAGAUUUUCAAUGAUGCUUUAGACGAACAGUUCUUUCAAAAGCUCUCCUCAAAACAGACACGAGGUUUACAGCCACUACAUCUAUUGAUGGAGGUCAUUUUCAUUAUUCCUCUCUAUCARAAUUUUUGAGAAAGAAUUUGGGUUUGUCCUUUUCUUGAUGUGACCCAUAUUGCAGAGAGGUGUGGGCCAGGUGUGUCAAGUUUUCACUGCUGGCUGACUGCUGGCACGGCUUUUUGUUUGGUUUGGUUGUGGGCCAGGUCUGGCAGGUAUGGCACAGUUUUGAGGGUGGCAGACCACCACUGGUGGUUUAGUUUCUGUGGAGCUGGCCCAGGCAUGGUCAACCUCUGGAAAACCUCAUCUGGGCCACUAAAUGGUUGUAAUUCUUUGCAGUUUCCGGGCCAAGUGUUCAGAGUGUCAAGGUCAGCCGACAUGUGGUCAUGUGGUUGUUUGACAUUUGUUUUCACACACAUAGCCUCUGAGACACACAGCGCCAAGCUCCUUGGAAACCCCUCACAAAAUGAUGUCCCAAUUUUUCCACAAAUCUGUCCCGGUUACAGCUCUGCAAUUUUUGUCAGACAGAUUCCUUGGUGCACACCAUCUGUUUAUUCUCAGUGCAUGAGCUUUUGGACAUUUGACAAUCUUUAUAAAAGUUUCAACCCUUUUAGCAAAAACAGUCAUGCCCAUGAACUUCUGACCAAUCACACAGUAAGUUCUUAUUUGGGGGUUGUGACAAGAAGUGGUGGGAGACUCAAAGCUCCAAACAAAAUAAUGUGAUCUUUGUCAUGAAGCUGCAUCAAAGACAGAUGAUUUUGGCUGUUCGGAUGGUGUACAUGGAGGCCUCCAGAGCCUUGUGUAAACCAGAACCGGGCCAGUCAGAUUUUGCUAUGUGGGUAUGUGUUGCCUACCUACCCACAUAGCAGAUGUGGGCCAGAUCUGAUGCUAUGCUGGUUUGUCAACCAAAUGUGGGCCAGGUCUGCCAAUGAAGGCACUGUUUUUAAGGUUUGGCUGAAUAUUAGGAGUGUUAGUGCAUUGUUCUGGCCCACACAAUGCUUUUCACUUGGCCCAAUUAACACAAAGAAUGACAUUCCUUUAGUGGCCCAGUAGUAGUUUGUCAGAAGUGGUCCAUGCCCAGCACAACAAAAACCAAAACACAACCAGGCUAGUGGUGACACUGACAGAUUUUGGCCAUAUUAACCAAACAGUCAGACCAUUUGUGGAAUGCCAUCAUAUAAACAGUGCCAUCACUGACCAGACCUGGCCCACACCUAUCUGAUCUAUGGAUACAUUACAGAAUAUCUUUUUCACAAGAGAACUCCUGCAAACCUAAACAAACUCCUAAACACCAUAUUUAGGCCAUCAAGCAAAACCUGAAUUAUUUAAGUUUUCAUUUGUUUGAUUGUUUCCAUUUAGCUUUAAAUUACCCAAAAGCGUUAUAAUUUAUUAUACAAAGCUGUGUUCUUAUCAUUUUGUCUGAGAAAGACCCCGUUUUUGUCUUACCUGUAAAACUGCAUCUCCACCACUGUUUUUUUUCCCCCCUGCUGUCAUUUCUGAUUCCACAUUAGCUUUAAAUAAAUCCUCUCACUACGCAUCCUCCAGCUGCUGUUUUGAUUGGAYUAGACUUGAGCUGAAUUAUUGGAGCCAAGACGAGCAGUAAUGGGAUGAUGGAGAAGGGAGCUUGGCUGAUUCGWUGAUUACUUGCCUUAUUAGUUUAAUUUCCAUGGCAGACCUCGAAGAACGAAGUGUCAUAAAAACACUGAAAAAUACCUUAUUUUUAAACAUCAAUUUUUUUAUGUUGUCCUGAUUUCCUCAAGCUUCGGGGGAAAAGGGAGAUUAUGACUCAACGGCAAGCUGAUGUUCAGGUCUGUUUGAGGCAGAGCUUUGCUGAAAGAUUGCCCUAACCACCUUGAACGAAUAAUUGCUUCAUCUUAACCUUGACAGGAGCACUGCAAAGUAAGCCCACAGUUUAUGAGAGCACACUACCACCCAGUGGUUGAGCUGAGCAACAGAACCUUAUACGUUUUGUAGACGCGAACUAAAAACACUGAAGACAGCAACCUUUUAUAGCCAUAUUAUGACCUCCUCUCAGCUUUUAUUUUGCUCUGCCUGUCAGAGGAAGCAAAAGCAUCAGGAGAGGUCUGAUUGAAAGCAACAGUUUGGGAAUCACUCAGCAGAUAUAAAUUUUAAAAUGUCACAAAUGUCACAGCACUGUUUAUUUCUCUGCAUCACUGAUUGAUGGCAAGCAAAUGAUUGAUUGGUUACUCCAUUGAACAAAACAACUUUCUCUCUUGGGGUCUUAGCAGGUUGAAUCUAUGCAUGCCUUUUGUAAAAACAACAACAACAACAAAAAAGAAAAAGUAUUGCCAAACUCACACUUGCAUUUGUACAAAGCGGUCAUACUGUUGUGGCUGAAAUAGAGUGAGUUCGACAAAUAAUCCAAUUCCAGCAAAGGAACGAAGAUUUUACAAAGUGUGACUCUUACAAUAGAAACUUGUGUUUACUUGGGAUGAUUGUACUUUUACACAUAUCUGCUCACAAUCAAAUGAUCUGCUCUGAUGUAAAAGCUGUAGAUAAAGCGACUGAUACUCCAAGCAGGUUGGUGGGACUGAUCAGCACUGUAUGAGCAUAUGAUCGGUUUCUCAUUGUUUUAUCUAGAACAUUGUCACUCUUUUGAAAAAAAUAAAUAAUUUGAGGUAAUAGGAGGUGAUUUUAUGUAGACCUGGCAAGCACUCUUUCCUAGGUUUACACACUGACUUCAAUGAAAAAUGUGCUUUGUUUUUAAGAACGAGAAGGUGCCAGUUUUUUUCCUUUUUCACUCCAGGUCUGAUCCUCUCGUAUUACCUCAACUGUUUACAGGAAUUAGUAGUUCUGUAUUUGCUGGGAGUUCUCCUCUACACAAAAUUUCAUGUACUUCUGAGAUUUGGUUUGAGUGUUGUCACCCUCUCUUUUUUUCUGUCUCUCCAUUACUCUUUCUGUGUCACUUUAUUUAAACCUGGCACCAACCUCGUUAAGCACUUUAUCAAAUGUUAUUGCUACAUUGCAUAUCUAACAAUCAUUACUCACUUAUAAACCUAGGACAGAGUGCUGGGGACUCCGAGUAAAUACAGAACUAAAUGAAAGACAACUUGUCAGACUGAAUGGUGUCACAUGAUCAAUUACUAAUAACCAUGAGUGGCACAUCUAUGAGACUGUUAUACAGAAGAUUGGACUCUGAUCCUCUGUGGCCACAACAGCAUCUGACUGACAGUUUUUUUAACAUGUACAUUUUAUGCCAUAGCGUCUUGAUCCUUGGAUGUAAAGAACAGAAACAUGUACAUAUUAGAUCUAUUAGCCAUAUCAUGUCAUCAAAUCUGUAGACCUCUUUGCCAUGUCUGACAGAGGAAAAUGACUGUUGAAUUGUAAAUAGUGUAGGUAAAGGAUUUAAACUGCUGCUUUUUUUCCCUCCAGGGAUCACUCACGUUCUGCUCAGUCCCCAGGCUGCUUGGUCUCAGAGGGAAGGAUAAAAAUGUACUUGUUAAUAAAAAAAAAAGUUUUCUUUUUUUAAAUUCACUGUAUGUUUUAUAUACUGUCUGUCUUGUAAAUGAGCUCCUUUUUCGUCAUAAAAGCAUGAUGUGACUAAAACAAA